Messenger RNA from Lytechinus pictus (painted urchin), 4574 nucleotides. Its product is annotated as proline-rich transmembrane protein 4-like. The record is from RefSeq and is a predicted model, not a curated record. The coding region runs from base 526 to 1557 and encodes 343 amino acids. The transcript has a single exon. NCBI's taxonomy places the organism in Eukaryota, Metazoa, Echinodermata, Echinoidea, Temnopleuroida, Toxopneustidae.
GGACGAGCUUAUACCACUCUUGCCCGCCUCUUCAUGUCCUGACGUCAAAAUGUGACAGCGGUCGCAUUAAUAUCUUGAUACAUUGCAAUUUGUCGUAUUCUCACUUCUAGAGCUUACAGAGAGAGGACUUGCUUCAAGUGACCAAACGGAUGACACUCGCAUAAUCAUUUCGCCUUUGUGUGAUUGUGGUUUAACAACGCCUUCAGUUAACUGGACACUUUUGAUUUGACAUUGAUGAUCCAAUAUUGAGAAUACCUUCGUAUUACUGCAUUUCAAAUCAGUUUUGCAUGAAAAUGGAUUGUGAAACAAGCUGUGAGAAGAUGAUUGUGAUAGCUAUAGUGUUCGCAUAACCUUUGAAUUUUCAAUUUUCAAUGCCCAUAACCACAAACUGCUGACAAUAACAACAAAACUUCAUGAUAUUUCAACAGAACAAUGGACUAUCGCCUUUACUUUUCUUGCAAGUACAAUAACGAAGUCAUCAUCAGUCUAAAAAGGGUAAAUGUUAUAGAUUAGUGCAAAAUCGCAAUGUCAGUCAAUCCAUUUCCUGAAAUGGAUAGCGUAUCUACGGCUGAGCCUGAACCCUCUCCGUUCGAUCCGAUACCCCGGGGCGAACCCGUACCUGACUGGGAAGAAGCACGCAUCGUCUGGAAGUCCACCUGGAACAUCCACGUCUAUGGCUUCGCAACCAUCUUCCUGCUCUUUACAAUAUUUUCAACAUACCGAUUCUUGAAGCUAUACUCCUUCAAAGCGGCAAGGAUGUCCAACGGGUACCAGCUGAAGCUCGGUUUAUACAUCGCAAUCUGCCUCUUCAGCCUUCUACGGUCGUUGGUUUUGUUUACCGACGCCUAUAACUCGUGGAAUAUCUUCCCGCCCAUUUUAGCCAAGGUGUUGUGGUCUCUGGCUUAUCCUUGUUUAAUCGGGGCAUUUACGGUUUUGUUAGCCGUGCUCCUGGCAACAACCAACGCAUGCCAUCGUGGGAAAUCACUCGCGUCGAGCUACAAACAUGGUAUCGGAAUGGGGUGCUGUUUGUUGGGAUACACCGCAUUGGUAGUGACUGCUGACUGGGCCGUCAUGUACAGUCAGCGCAGUAUUUUUCUCUUGGUGCUAUGCCAGGUAAUCUUCAUCGCUUGGGGGACCAUCGUGAUGAUUGGCUAUGCUUCCAUCGCUUGUAAGAUCACGCGAGAUCUCUCGCGAACUCCGCUUAACGUCGACCGCGGUCUUCUCCGCAGUUUUGCUCGUCUCCUCUGCGUCUGUUCCGUCAUCGGUGGGAUCUGCAUCCUGAUGAAAUUCUAUGCAGCAGUCAGCACGUUUAGUUCAAGGUCAGAGUCGGAGGACAGCCCACAACCCUGGCGUUGGUUGGCCUUCGAGACCACUCAGAGAGCGAUAGAAUGCUCCAUGUGUCUACUGCUCAUCCUUAUCACUGGUAGAGCCGACCGGAAACGGGAAAUCUUGGUUGUACCGAAGAUCAUGUGUAACGGCAUCACCAUCAUCUCUGGGCUAGAGUCCGGAACCGUACUCAAAGACAUUCGCUUAAAAGAUAAGCAAAUUAUUCAUUAGUGUAUUGACAAAUAAACCAAUACAUCGCCAGUUUUCCCUUCUUCUUUACCCCGAUGUCGGUCUCUUUAGGCCAAUUGUUGAAGGAUGUCAAGAUAUGACAGAGUCGUUCUGGCUUUGUCUGCUGAUAGACCAAUUUGAUAUCCACCGGAGUUCUAAUGCACGUUGCGGAUUGCAAAUCGACAGACCAUGGAUCAUUGCAAAUAACAAACAAGUUUUGAUCGGUCUGAACUACAGUGACAAUAACGAGUUUUCACAAUUGCAACUGGGACGGAUUCUAGAACAAAGUUAAUCUAUAGAAAAUACCAGACAAAUCACAACGAAUAGCUGAGAGGACUUUGUCGAAAAUUGGUAGACAGAGACAGCUGAUCGCCGUAAUAUUCUAUGCUAACGAAAAAUUGCAAACAUAUUGUUUGUCCAAAGUUAAGGACGAUACUGAUGUUUUGAUUCACAGAUCUUCGACAAAGACUCCUGUGUCAUGAAGGGCUUUUGACAAUAGAUUCUCUAGGUUCCAGAAAGCGUCUGUGUAGCUGUUGCGAAACCUCCCUACUAACACAGUGCUCAACUUACAACAUUAUAUUGGCUAGCAGUGAAAAGUAAUCAUGGUCAACAAAUAACAGUUUAUCAUGCACUAUAUAAACAUGGAGCCUGUUUCACAAAAACUUAAACCACGGUAACUUUUAUCAUGGGAACCUUGAUUAUGUUUGGCUACUAAGCAAUUUUACCUUGACAGUGGCCAUGAUAACAUUUUCACCAUAGUUAUUAGCUAUUGUAAAACGGUCUCAUGGUCUUGAAAAAAAUUCACUUGUCUCCAUUUUUAGUUUAUAUGACGACUUGUGUAAAUAUGUGUGGACGUACUUAUCUUCUUUUUAUACCAAGAUUGUGAAUAUACGCUCUUUGAAUAACAUGGUGCUGACAACGUUUUUUUUUCUUAUCAUAAGAAAAUAGAAAAAUAUUGUAAAUGAUUUCUUUGUACCAUCAUUGUUCUACAAAUUGUUUGUCAAGGAAAUUUUUUCCAAUUUCUUGACAAUAAAAACUCUCUAUCAGUGUCUAUUGAACGUUUUCUUUUAUGGUGGUAAACGACAAAACCUUGUUACCAUGGAUUUAUCUAAAACCUGUAUUUUUUUGUAGAGAUGGACUAAAGUUCUGCAAGUUUUUUAAUAUAUGAGAUGAAAUUGCAUUUUUUCUGUCUUUUGACAUAGCAAACAUCAUAGCAUAAUGAUGUCUAUAAAUAAAGCUCACAAUAUCGAUAACAAUAAUAAAACCUUUUGGUUAUACCUAAAGUAUGGAGUAUACUGUAUCAUUCUAACUGAUGUCGUGUUUAAGUGUUAUGUAAUGUGUUCUUAUAUCGAGUGAAAUAACUCGUACAACGUCAUUUGUCUUUUGGGGGCGGGUGGGGGGGGGGUUAAAAGCUUAUGUAUUCAUAUCAGGGUCAUAAUCGUGGUAAGAUACGAAAAGUAAGAGUAUCCGAUCAUGUAAUUUUCUGACAGUUUGAGAUUGUAUUACCUGAAGUAUUUAAUCAUGAGUGACAGUGAAUUUAAAAAUAUUUCAUUUUCAGACAGUUAAGUCAUUAUUUCUAUUCACAAAGUUACCUUGCCAUGACGAUUGUCAUUAUAUAAUCAACAAAUGAUUGUAAUUAUUUUUCUUUGUUUUUAAUGUCCUUCUACCUCUUUUUGAAAUUAUUUGCACCAAAUGACCAGUAUUUUGAAUGCGGGUUUAGAUUAAACUAUAUUCAAAAGUCUCUAACUGUAGUUUAAUUUUAUGGAAAGCCAGUUGUGACAUAAAUAUUUAACUCUACACGUUCAAUUUAUCACCUCAUCCUUCACUCAGAUCAUUCAUAGCUGUCUCAGACUAAUAACUGAAUUAAUUUCUUCGCAAUGCAUGAUAACAUAACGAAAGAGUACAAUUAACAUAAGAAAGAUUCAAUGUUAAUUCAAGCACAGAAUUGGACCAUGACCUACAUUUUUUAACCCGGGCUACAGAAUACACUUUAAAAACACUGAGUAAAAUUCUACCCAAUAUUGGGUAAAAAGGGUAUAUGCAUGUUUGCUGGGUAUUUUCUUUUUCCCCAUGUUGGGCUAAAUGCAUGUUUUAAGGGUAAAUUUCAACGCAACAUUGCGUAAAAUGUACUCAAUAUUUGGUAUAUUUUUACCCAACCAACAUGCAUGUUUCCAUUUGAUCCAAUAUUGGGUAAACUUUUUCUAUAGCAUACUGGCCAAUCACGUGAAGGGUUUCUGUCACCAGUUACAUAAAUGUUUUGUUACAUUACUUUGCUAUCACAGACAAAAUCAAGAUUGCCAUGGAAGUCACCAUAAAGUAAGGCUUUAUUCAAUGGGGACCCUUGUAAGAUCUUGAUAUACGUAGUUAACUAACGUUUUGUAAAACUUGUAACUUGAUGCUGAGCCAUUUUGUAACAAAUCAGUGUAACUGAAUGAAAAUUUCCAGGGUUAAGCAUACAAUCAUUUAAGAAAAAAAAUUAUCUGGGGCAAAUUUGGACUGAUAUAGGCCUGUAAAGCGAGGCGAAGGUCAUUAUAAUGAGGGUGGCAGCAGUACCCGCUGAUAGAAGUUUGAUACCUCUUUUCAAACUUUUUCGGAAAAUGUUAACCCAGAUUUUUCAGGUACGUCACUGCUAUAAAUAAUAAUAUCGAUCGUGAUAGAGUGUGUAUUAUGAUUAUGAUAUGUCGACACCACAUUAUUGCGGACCUUUGUAAAAUAAUAUCGUAUAAUGUAAUCACACUAUUAUCAAAUAUCUGAUGUCGUGUAAUCGUCUGUGAAUUUUUUAACCUUUAUUAUUGAUUGCCUGACUAUGGUAUAUUUUGUCAGUAUCAUCUCAAAGUAAUUAAGCUGUGGUUAUGUUGCCAUAGCAACCGUAAUGAAGUUCACCUCGUGUCGAAUUAUGUGACACCGCUUGUUGUCUGUCUCAUAUCUAUAUGAACUACAGAUAAAUGAUUUCAACUACCAGACUCACAAUUGUGUUGUAUGAUGCUAUUUUUGCAAUACUAAUAAAAUAAUGAAGUGUA